Molecule: messenger RNA, 246 nt
Organism: Peronospora matthiolae
Lineage: Eukaryota; Oomycota; Peronosporomycetes; Peronosporales; Peronosporaceae
Source: the annotation of a GenBank genome assembly
AUGUCCUCAUCACCAAACGAGUCAAAGGCUCUGUGUGACUACCUCGGGAUAGAGGAGGAGGUGGACUAUGGUAGCGAUACCAGUGUCCGCGGUGAUACAGGGACAAUGUCCGGCUCACUGAUGCCUGAGGCACAACUUUCGAACACCCCAAAUCCGUUCGCUGAACGUGGAGGUGCGAGCGCGCCACCAGCGCAGUAUGCAGCGUCUGGGUCUGAUGAGACUAUCAUCACGAACCCGCUCGAUUAG